AUGGAGUUGGAACAACGAAUUUCCAACUGGCUGCCAGCCCUGGACAAGGAGACUGUAGAGCUGACAGUCCAGAAGCUGCAGCAAUGUGGUGUAGAGUCCCUGGAACAUCUGAAGUAUGUGGUUGAAGAGGACUUGCAAUUUUUAAAGCCCAUCAGCAGAAGGAUUCUUCUUGAAAGGUUUCACUCAGCGGCUACGCCUAACCCACCAGUGUCACUUUCUCCAAACGACAUUCAAUCGCCUACAAGCACACAGGGUGCAAGCUUUUCUACACCCUGGGAGGUUUUCCCACCACAACUUAUGAAGGCUUGCCAAGAAGGGAAGCGUCCAGUAAAGACCGACUUGAAUGAAAUGGUACAACUUGUGAGUGACCAUAUUCUUGCCAUAAUUAGGAAGCCAGGUCGCAAGAUCUUGAGGGCCAUCGCAGCUGAAAUUGUCAGCCAUUACCCGAAGACAUUCGAGGACACCCUAAAUGGGGCAGUAAUUGGCUCGGGUAUUGAGACACUCUUGUGGAAACUUGAAAACUGUGUUAACAACAAACGAAGGCCAAGCUCUGAGCAGCCACAUCAGUUCGAACCGGACGAUGAACUGGACUUGCGUGUCAAACGAGUGAAGAUUCAGAGAGACUCGUAUGGGUGUGUGGCAUGGCAACCAAAGCUUCCAUCUGACGAGACAGCUGACUCACAGGAGAAUAAAAAAGACGACCUGCUGUCGCAGUUCAGGCUUGCGUUUCCAGAUUAG
This is a messenger RNA of Dermacentor andersoni, 738 nucleotides long. The record is from RefSeq and is a predicted model, not a curated record. NCBI's taxonomy places the organism in Eukaryota, Metazoa, Arthropoda, Arachnida, Ixodida, Ixodidae.